This is a messenger RNA of Salvia splendens (bonfire salvia), 1982 nucleotides long. RefSeq names its product probable protein phosphatase 2C 6. Gene Ontology annotation, biological process: protein dephosphorylation. The coding region runs from base 553 to 1827 and encodes 424 amino acids. The record is from RefSeq and is a predicted model, not a curated record. Gene Ontology annotation, molecular function: protein serine/threonine phosphatase activity; cation binding. Lineage: Eukaryota; Viridiplantae; Streptophyta; Magnoliopsida; Lamiales; Lamiaceae. The transcript has 4 exons.
GGCUGGAUUCUUGAUUUGUCAACAGAUGUUCAAGAUGGUGAAAGGAUGGAAACAAUAGAGGUAGGUGUAGUUACCUUUCAUUUUUUUGCUGUUAUUAUUUUAGUUAUUUCUGUUACCACAAUUAUUGGUUGAAAAGGAGAGUUUGACUAAAUAAAGUAAAACUCAAGAUUUGAAUAAAGGGUUGACAUAGAUUUCCGCAGAUCCAUGGUUUUCCUGUGAUUCCUCAAACUUUUCUCUGCCUUUUCUUCUUGUUUUUCUCUUUCAUCGACCAUCUUGUUGUUUCCUUGCUUUAAUUCAACUCAUGAAUUAACAAGGGCUUAUCUUAAAUUCCCAAUCUUUAUUUGUUUUCAUGUUGUUUAUCUUGUUUUGUUUCAAUUAAUUGUCUGACCAAGAGGGGAUCUUGGUGAUUAUGGAUUUGCCUUCUCUUGCUUUUCAUGUAUUGCAAUUGGCGGAGUUAGAGGAAGUUGGGAGUUGAGAUAAGUUUAGUUUCACCUUUCUAUAUAUGAAGGUGACUUCUUUUUGAAUGAUGGUGAUUGAUGUUCAUUUUUAGCUAUGAUAUCUGAGGAUGAGACCAUCUUGCUGGCUCGUGAUGUUGUGGUGCGUGACAGCGAGGAAGAUGGUUCCUCGUCGUUGGAGGGGGAUGCGUUGGCCGAAAGCUGCUGCUCGUUAUCGGUAGUUAGUGAUACUAGUAGCCUGUGUGGUGAUGAUUUCUUGAGCUUUGAGGCCAACUUUUCAGAGGUUGAGAAGGAACUUGCUUCAAGAACACUUGUUUCGAGAAAUCCAGGCGAUGAUGUUCCCGUCUCUAAAGCAUCCACGAUUGAUGUCCCGUCGGAUAAAGGGGUGGCUGGGAGGGGAAGCCGGAGUUUCUUUGAAGUGGAUUGCGUGCCUCUUUGGGGUCUCAGCUCCGUGUGUGGUAGGCGCCCGGAGAUGGAAGAUGCAGUCACAACUUUGCCACGAUUGCUGAAAAUCCCGAUCCGGAUGCUAACCGGUGAUCAAGGAGUUGAUGGAGGGACGACGUGCUUGAGUCAUCUGACAGGCCACUUCUUUGGAGUGUACGACGGUCAUGGAGGCUCGCAGGUAGCUAACUACUGUGGUGAUCAUCUGCAUCUUGCUUUGAAUGAAGAGUUGGAUUUGAUGAUAAACAACCUUGAUGAUAAUGCUAGCUGUGAAGAGAAGUGGAGGGCGGCUUUCACUAGGAGUUUUCUCAAGGUCGAUGACGAGAUCGGAGGGAAGGCCAGCCUCGAACCGCUUGCCCCAGAGACCAUGGGGUCCACGGCCGUCGUUGCCCUAGUAUGUUCUUCACAUAUAAUAGUGGCCAACUGUGGUGAUUCGAGAGGCGUUCUCUACCGUGGAAAAGAACCUAUAGCCCUCUCCAUCGAUCAUAAGCCUAAUCGGGAAGAUGAGUAUGCACGGAUCGAGGCAUCGGGAGGGAAGGUCAUACAAUGGAAUGGCCAUCGUGUCUUUGGUGUCCUUGCAAUGUCGAGGUCUAUUGGAGACCGGUAUCUGAAGCCAUGGAUCAUCCCCGAUCCAGAGGUGAUGUUCGUUCCACGAACGAGGGACGAUGAUUGCCUCGUUUUGGCGAGUGACGGCCUUUGGGAUGUCAUGACAAAUGAAGAGGCAUGUGAUCUAGCUCGUAAAAGGAUACUACUAUGGCACAAGCACAACGGCUCUAGUCUCCCGUUAGAGCGUGGCGAGGGGAUCGACCCCGCAGCUCAGGCGGCUGCGGAGUACCUCUCAAACCGGGCGCUGCAAAAGGGCAGCAAGGACAACAUCUCCGUUGUUGUAGUGGACCUAAAGGCUCAAAGAAGGAUUAAGAACAAGACCUAAAUAAAGAUUAUUUCUUUUAUAAAUCAAAUCAAGGGACGAAAAGGGUUGUGAUUUGCCCAUAUGUUCUAGACUAGUUAUGAGGUAGGGUACAGUGUUAGUGUCAAGUCAUAAAAUUGAAAUAGAGAAUUUGAUCAUAAUGCAUAAUUUCUUUCAUA